This is a messenger RNA of Andrographis paniculata, 1841 nucleotides long. Its product is annotated as serine/threonine-protein kinase WAG1-like. Bases 146 to 1591 code for a protein of 481 amino acids. Gene Ontology annotation, cellular component: nucleus; plasma membrane; cytoplasm. Gene Ontology annotation, molecular function: protein serine/threonine kinase activity; ATP binding. Gene Ontology annotation, biological process: protein phosphorylation. The transcript has a single exon. The record is from RefSeq and is a predicted model, not a curated record. NCBI's taxonomy places the organism in Eukaryota, Viridiplantae, Streptophyta, Magnoliopsida, Lamiales, Acanthaceae.
AUUUUUAAAUAGACAAAUCACGUUAUCUAUAUUAAUUAAAUGUCGGGUUGUCUACUAAUUUUAUUUCUCAUCUAUCUAUCUAUCUAUAUAUAUAUAUAUAAAGAUCGAUCGAUCGAUCUGAUCAGAAUUCAGACCCAAACUAAAAAUGGAGCGAGAUGAGUCGCCGACGUUGUCGUCGAUUUACCAAUUAGCAGACUCCUCCGAUUUGGACCUGAGCUUCACCUCCGUCACCUCCGACCGAUCCCUCUCCGGCCGGAGCAGUUUAGCUCGGAGCAGCCUCACCCUCAGCUUCAACGACUCCCGCCUCUCCACCGCCGCAUCGACGCCCAUCCACCAGCGGCCCCACCGCCGCCACGACAAUCCGAAUUGGGCGGCGAUCAAGGCCGUGACGAUGUUGUCCUCCGACGGGGCGCUCAACAUCCGCCAUCUGAAGCUCCUCCGCCUCGUCGGCGCCGGAAACCUAGGCCGGAUCUUCCUCUGCCGCCUCCGUGACUACGAGCACGCGAAUUUCGCUCUGAAGGUGGUGGAUCGUGAUUCCCUGACGUCGAAGAAGCUGUCUCAUGUGCAGACGGAGGCGCAGAUCUUGUCGACGCUGGACCAUCCUUUUCUCCCGACGCUGUACGCGCGCUUAGAGGUGUCGCAUUACACGUGUCUUCUCAUGGAUUACUGCCCCAAUGGCGACCUCCAUUCCUUGCUUCGGAAGCAGCCGCGGUACCGGCUGCCGGUUCAGGCGGUGAGGUUCUUCGCGGCGGAGGUUUUAGUGGCGCUCGAGUAUUUGCACGCUCAGGGGAUUGUGUAUCGUGAUCUCAAGCCGGAGAAUAUUUUAAUUCGGGACGACGGCCACAUCAUGCUGUCGGAUUUCGAUUUGUGCUUCCGCUCCGACGUUUCGCCGUCGUUGGAAACUCGAGCUCGGAUUAAGGCCAGCUCCGGCGGGUACUCCGGCUGCUUUGGUGACCGGCAACUGGAGGAGCGGAUCACGGAAUUCGUGGCGGAGCCGACCACGGCGUUCUCGAGGUCGUGCGUGGGGACACACGAAUACCUCGCGCCGGAGUUGGUCGCCGGCUGCGGCCACGGCAACGGUGUGGACUGGUGGGCGUUCGGGGUGUUAAUUUACGAAUUACUGUACGGGACGACUCCGUUUAAGGGAAGCAGCAAGGAUUCGACCCUGCGCAACAUAGCGUCGACGAAAGGGGUGAGAUUUAGGAGCGCCGCCGCGGCGGCGGAGGAGGAGGCGGGGAUGGCGGAGGCGAGGGAUCUGAUCGAGCGGUUACUGGUGAAGGAUCCGCGGAGGCGGUUGGGGUGCAUAAGAGGUGCGACGGAUAUCAAACGCCACCCGUUCUUCAACGGGAUAAAGUGGCCGUUGAUUCGGACGUACCGGCCGCCGGAGGUCCGGGGGCUGGCGGUUGUGAGGCGGAGCAAAAGCAAGAGCAAGGCGCACGUGAGUCACGUGAUGUCCCCGAGGAGGCGGCGCUGCUUCUGGAAGAAGCUUCGAAACCUGAUGAGGAUUAAAGGCUACUCUAAACAGUCGUUAAAUUCCAAUUCCAAUUAUUACUCUUACUACAAUCACAGUUACAGCAGCCUUACCAAUUAAUUAAUUGCGAGGUUGAUUUUGUGCAGAUUUUUUAUUUUUUAUUUUUUUUUAUUUUUUUAUCUACCUUGUAAUUAAUUAAAAUGAGUAAAUCUGAUGUAUGGGUCGGUCGGCCAUGAGGAAGAUACAUAGAGAAAUUUUGAGAAAAUUGGUGAUACAGCUGGAGAUGGAGAGAAGAACAGUACAACACAACACUUGUAAAUCACAUCAUAUAAAAUUAAAGCGUGGAAUUCUUUUCCAUUUGUAGUAUUUA